Molecule: messenger RNA, 2860 nt
Organism: Maniola jurtina (meadow brown)
Lineage: Eukaryota; Metazoa; Arthropoda; Insecta; Lepidoptera; Nymphalidae
Gene: Pdi
Product: protein disulfide-isomerase
Exons: 10
Coding region: 144-1631 (495 amino acids)
Biological process (GO): protein folding; response to endoplasmic reticulum stress
Cellular component (GO): endoplasmic reticulum
Molecular function (GO): protein disulfide isomerase activity
Source: RefSeq, a predicted model, not a curated record
CCAAUCACCGCCAAACACACGAUCGACGCUGCCACGUCAAGUGAGACUGUGCAAGUGUGAAUGAAGUGGCAGUUUCGGCAUUUUGAAGAAAUUCGUCUUCCGUAAAAAGUUACUAGUUGUAAUAGGACCAUCGGAAAUUGAAGAUGCGUGCUUUGUUCUUAACAGUAGCGAUAGCCCUGCUGGGUGCUGCGCUCGGAGACGAAAUUCCCACCGAAGAUAAUGUACUCGUACUUAGCAAAUCCAAUUUCGACGAUGUUAUUUCUUCAAACGAUUACGUUCUAGUUGAAUUCUAUGCACCAUGGUGCGGCCACUGCAAAUCCCUCGCACCGGAGUAUGCCAAAGCUGCCACGAAACUGUUGGCGGAAGAAUCUCCCAUCAAGCUGGCAAAGGUUGACGCAACCCAAGAGCAAGACCUUGCUGAGUCAUACAAAGUCAAGGGUUACCCUACUCUAAUUUUCUUCAAGAAAGGAAGCACUGCCGACUAUUCUGGUGGUCGUCAAGCUGAUGACAUUGUCGCUUGGCUGAAGAAGAAGACUGGCCCACCAGCACUUGAAGUUGCCUCAGCAGAGCAAGCCAAGGAACUGAUUGCAGCCAACCCUGUCAUCGUAUUUGGUUUCUUCACUGACCAAGGCUCAGAAAAGGCUCUGGCCUUCCUGAACACAGCUAGCCUGGUCGAUGACCAAGUCUUUGCCAUUGUCACUGAUGCGAAAGUCAUCGAAGAGUUGGAGGCCCAGCCUAAUGAUGUUGUGCUCUUUAAGAACUUCGAAGACCCACGAGUCAAGUAUGAAGGUGCUGAAUUCAACGAGGACCUAUUGAAGACCUGGGUAUUCGUCCAAAGCAUGCCCACCAUUGUGGAGUUCUCCCACGAGACUGCUUCCAAGAUCUUCGGAGGACAGAUCAAAUACCACCUGCUUCUCUUCCUGUCCAAGAAAAAUGGUGACUUCGAAAAGUACCUGGACGAGCUGAAACCCGUGGCCAAGACCUACCGCGACAAGAUCAUGUCCGUAGCCAUCGACACCGACGAAGACGACCACCAGAGAAUCCUGGAGUUCUUCGGCAUGAAGAAAGACGAAGUUCCGUCCGCCCGCCUCAUCGCGCUGGAGCAAGACAUGGCCAAGUACAAGCCCGCCACCAACGAGCUCAGCGCCAACGUUGUGGAGGAAUUCAUCCAGUCAUUCUUCGCUGGCACACUGAAACAACACCUGCUAAGUGAAGACUUGCCAGAAGACUGGGCGGCCAAACCCGUCAAGGUCCUCGUCGCCUCCAACUUCGACGAUGUCGUGUUCGACAGCAGUAAGAAGGUCCUCGUCGAGUUCUAUGCUCCUUGGUGCGGACACUGCAAACAACUUGUGCCCAUCUAUGACAAGCUCGGAGAACACUUCGAGAAGGACGAGGAUGUGGUGAUCGCCAAGAUCGACGCCACUGCCAACGAGCUGGAGCACACCAAGGUCACCUCCUUCCCCACCAUCAAGCUCUACACCAAGGACAACCAGGUCCGUGAGUACAACGGCGAGCGGACGCUGGCCGGCCUCACGAAGUUCGUGGAGAGCGACGGAGAAGGCGCCGAGCCUGUGCCCUCCGUGAGCGAAGACGAAGAGGACGACGACGCGGCGCCUCGGGACGAGUUAUAAGCUCCUCACACUUCCAUAGCGUAGUCUGCGUAGAAUUAAUUACUGUUAAGUGUGUCGCCACACGCGCCUAACCUCUCAUAGUACACACUGAACUUGAUUCCCUCCCUAACAUACGCUAAAUUCCGACUAGAAUAUCGAAUCGUUGGCCGGAAUUUUGCAACUAUAUGGGAGGGUCAAAACAUCUCACAGUAAAUUAAACUUUAUUUUUUAUACGUUCCGGUGUGUGGUAGCCCUUAUAAUAUAAAUCCAGUGCAUUUCGUUUGAUCUACUGUUAAUAAUAACUAUAUAAUUUUUUAUAUACUUACUGUGUUGAGGUUGUAUUCGAAUUUUGUAUUCGUUAUGAUGUUGAAACAUUAACUUUUUAAUUAAUAAAAAUGAAGUAGGAAUUAGGGGUUCUAAUUUUUUUCGAGAAAUAUUAUAAUUUAAAUGAGGGUAGUUUGACGCUAGUUGACACAUCUUCCAAAUGAAGUUGAAUCUAUCGUAAAUUGCAUUAUCUCCUAUGACCUAAGUAUAAAAUUGUAUUACAAUAGUCAUUCGACAAGCGCAUUUUUUUUAUUAAAGCCUACUAGCGUCAAAAGAUUACUGUAUUUUAUUAAUCUAAAUAAUGAUAUUUUUACGGAAAUACUCUAUCUAUUUGUCAUUAUGUAUUGUCCCAUUUCUAAUUCCAUAUAAAAAUAAUUCAAUCCUUAAUUUAUUAUUAAGAAAGUAUAAUUUAUUUAGUAUACAUAAUAAAAUAACAGCAGCAUAGGCUUAUGUACAAUGUUUAUGUGUAUUUAUAAUUUCUGUACCAUAAUAGCUUUUUUUUGUAACAUUCCUAUGAGUUAUGAAUUUUGAGUUACAAUCGAACAAGUUUUAGUUUGCGCUAGUAAGAAAGAUUGAGUAAAAAAUUUUUUUUUAUUUUUUUGUUAAAUAUUUAUAACUGUAAUAUUAUGUAAUUUUAUUCAUCACAAAAACAUAUUUUUAAGGCGAAAUUAUACAAGUUUUGUUUUGUAUAUUUUUCUACGAUUUAACCUUUUAUUCUGUUAAAUAUUGAAAAAGUGUGAACGGUGCUUAUGAAAUUUGAAUCUUAGUAUUUUCUUAAUGCCUAAAAAUGUUUGAUAAUUCUGUAAUUUUUUCUACUACAUAACAACUUGUAAAUAUUCUUAUGAAUAUAGUAUUUGCCAAAUCCACACUUGUGUAUCUGUUGUGGAUACAGAAAUUGAUAAAUAAUAAAUAAAUACUUAUUAUAA